Molecule: messenger RNA, 6158 nt
Organism: Patiria miniata (bat star)
Lineage: Eukaryota; Metazoa; Echinodermata; Asteroidea; Valvatida; Asterinidae
Product: importin-5-like
Exons: 23
Coding region: 43-3345 (1100 amino acids)
Biological process (GO): protein import into nucleus
Cellular component (GO): cytoplasm; nucleus
Molecular function (GO): nuclear import signal receptor activity
Source: RefSeq, a predicted model, not a curated record
AAGGUUAAAUUGCAAAUUUCGCGCACUCACUUGUCGACGAUCAUGGCGGCCAUGGCGAAUGAACAAGAGCAAUUUGAAAGCCUCUUGGCUUCAUUAAUGUCCCCAGACAACGACGUCCGGAAUCAAUCAGAGGCAGCGUAUGAAAACAUCCCAACUGCGACAAAGAUUCAGUUUCUGGUCCGCUCUUUCCGCAAUGCAGAGGUUCCAGCAGAGUCACGACAAAUGGCCGCAGUGCUUCUGCGGCGGGUCAUCAGCACAUAUCAUGACCAGGUCUGGCCCUCUUUAGGGGCGGAGUCCCAACAGUGGAUUAAGGUGGAGCUUCUGAAUGGAAUCCAACAGGAGAACACCCCACUGGUACAGAGGAGGAUUUGUGAUGCGGCCUCUGAGCUGGCCAGAAAUUUGGUCGAUGCAGAUGGCGAGCUGCUUUGGACUGAAAUUCUGGAAUUCCUGUUCAGUUGUGCAACAUCCGAGAAUGUUGCCCUUAAAGAAAGUGCAUUACACAUCUUCAACAACCAUCCGGGUAUUUUUGGCAACCGGCAGGGACACUACCUUGAAGUCAUCAAGCAGAUGUUAGCCCAGUGCAUUACAGAACAGCAGCAGCUCAGUGUACGGAUACUAGCAGCGAAAGCCAUCAUCUCAUUCAUGCUUGCUCAAGGGAGCGACGCGGCAACCCAGAAGCACUUUGCCCAUCUCAUACCCCCAGUCAUACAGGCAUGCGUGGAAAGUGUGAGAGUCGGUGAUGACGACACAUUAUUGAAGAGUUUCAUCGAGCUGGAGGAGUCCGUUCCCAAGCUGGUCAGACCAAACCUGGAAACAGUCGUCGUCUUGGCUCUAAAUAUUGUUGAGGACACAAACUUAACGGACAGCUGGAGACAACUUGGGCUUGAAAUGAUCGUCACGUUAGCUGAGACUGCCCCAGCAAUGUUGAGAAAGCUACCGCAGUACAUACCACACAUCAUUUCUAAGAUGCUUUCGAUGAUGGUGGAUCUGGAAGAGGACCCAGACUGGGCAAUGGGUGACGACGUCGAUGACGAUGAUGCCGACUCGAACGCCGUCGCCGGAGAGAGCGCCCUCGACCGCUUCGCCUGCGGUAUCGGAGGGAAGACCAUGUUGCCGCAGAUCAAGACGUCGAUACCUCCAAUGUUGCAAAAUCCUGACUGGCGUUACCGGCACGCUGCACUGAUGGCCAUCUCAGCGGUUGGUGAGGGAUGUCACAAACAGAUGGAAGCCAUGUUGGGACAGAUUGUAGAGUCUGUCCUUCCUUUCCUUGGAGAUCAGCACCCAAGGGUCCGUUACGCUACUUGCAACGCCCUCGGCCAGAUGGCGACAGACUUUGCGCAGACCUUUGAGCGUAAGUUUCACCAGAAGGUCAUUCCGGGUCUCUUGGCUGUCCUGGACGAUCAUGACCAUCCCAGGGUGCAGGCUCACGCCGGCGCUGCGUUGGUCAACUUCAGCGAGGCCUGCCCCAAGAACCUGCUCCUGCCUUACCUCGACGCCAUCUUGACCAAGCUGGAGGUCGUUCUGAAUCAGAAAAUAAAAGAGUUGGUUCCCACCGGCGCCAAACUGGUCCUGGAACAGAUGGUAACCACGCUGGCUGCAGUGGCAGACACCUCGGAAGAGACGUUCCUGCAAUACUACGACCGUUUCAUGCCCAUCUUGAAAUACAUUGUCCAGAAUGCAAACAUGAAAGAGUUGAGGUUACUGAGAGGGAAGACAAUCGAGUGCAUCAGUCUCAUCGGGCUGGCUGUAGGAAGGGAAAAGUUUUCACUGGACGGCAACGACGUCAUGCAGCUGCUGCUCAAGUCGCAAGUCAACCCCAACGAGCAAGAGGACGACGAUCCGCAGGUGUCGUACAUGAUCUCGGCCUGGGGGCGCAUGUGUAAGAUCCUGGGGCGUGAUUUCCAGCAAUACCUGCCCCUCGUUAUGGGACCUACCAUCAAGACGGCGUCGCUCAAGCCCGAGGUUGCCUUACUGGACGCCGAAGAGGCCAAAACGAUGACAGAAGACGAAGGUUGGGAGUUUGUAAACCUGGGCGAGCAGCAGAGCUUCGGCAUCAAGACGGCAGGCUUGGAAGACAAGAGCACAGCUUGCCAGAUGCUGGUCUGCUACGCCAAGGAACUCAAGGAGGCCUUCGCUGAGUACACAGAGGAGGUCGCUAAGAUCAUGGUUCCUCUGCUCAAGUUCUAUUUCCAUGACAUGGUCAGAUAUACAGCUGCAGAGUCAAUGCCGCUGCUUUUGGAGUGCGUCAAGGACAAAGGUGACGAGUACAUCAGCCGCAUGUGGAGUUACAUGUACCCAGAGAUGAUUAAAGCCGUACAGACGGAACCAGAGGUGGAAAUACUACAGGAGCACAUGGACUCUCUCUCAAAGUGCAUAGAGUUUCUGGGUUCGGGUUGCCUUACCAACGAGCAGAUGCAGGAGAUCUCCAAGACGUUGAUUGACAUGCUUGAGGAGCAUUUCAAGAGACAGGCAGACAGGCAAGAAAAGAGGAAAGACGAAGAUUAUGACGAUGACGUCGAAGAGAAUCUUCAGGAUGAGCAUCAGGACGAUGCCUAUCUUCUUAGUAAGGUCUCAGACGUCGUGCAUGCCAUCUUGGGCACACAGCGGGAGGCAGGGAUACCGUUCUUUGAGCAGCUUCUCCCCCACGUUGUCAGACUGUUGUCAAUAGAGCGGCCAUGGACGGACAGGCAAUGGGGAAUUUGCGUAUUUGACGAUGUCAUAGAGUACCUUGGGCCAAAUUCCUUCAAAUAUCAGGAGUACUUCGUAAAUCCCCUGCUGCAAUUCAUCUGUGACCGAAGCGCCGAGGUCAGACAGGCGGCAGCCUACGGCUGUGGGGUUAUGGGAAAGUUCGGUGGACCGCAGUACGCACAGGCAUGCUUAGAGGCAGUUCCGCGGCUCUCGGCAGUGAUCGCAGACCCGCAGUCCAAAUCCAGGGACAACCUCAACGCGACGGAGAAUGCAAUCGCUGCCGUUACUAAGAUCCUGCAGCACAACAACAGCAAGCUGAACCUGGAAGAGCUGCUGCCCGUCUGGUUGUCGUGGCUACCGGUAACCGAGGACAAGGAGGAGGCGGUCCAUGUUUACAGUUUCCUGUGUGAUCUCAUUGAAUCAAACAAUCCCAUCAUCCUCGGAGUCAACAACAGCAAUCUGCCGAAUCUUUUGGCCAUCCUGGCUGAAUCGUUCUCCAGCGAUGCUCUGUGCGAAGACGAAAACGUUCUGCACCGCUGCAUACACAUCGUUAAGCAAAUCCAGAGCAACAACGAACUCUGGGCAGCCUGUGCCACACAACUGGCGACGGAACACCAGCAAGCUUUGUUCGACGCCCUCAAGAUGCUGGAACUCUGAACCUUGACCCCAACGUACGGUUACCAUGUUCCAUUGGUGUGGUAUGGCAUCGCUCAUUUGGAGCUGGGAAAUUUUGAAAUGGUGGAACCUGCACGUGGGUUUUUUUGGCACUGGGAGAUAAGUAAGAGAAUUUGCCAGGUUUUUUUUUUGGUGGUUGACGUGGAUGGCAGCAAUUUUAGUAGCCAGGUUGGUGGAAAGAAAGGAAGAUCGCCGAUUUUGUACUUCGGGUAAGAGUUGGAAAAAACCUAAUUCUUCGGUGAUUACUGGAGACAUAUGCACUGCCUGUUUUUGAAUAUCGUUUGUCAUUUUCAACGUGGUGUUUGGCAUUGAGGUUGUAACACGUGAAUCAAAAAUUGGCAGCCACCUUUUUUCUUCUUCGUAAUGCAGGGUUGUCCAGUUUGGGUGUGCAGGUUGCCAUUUCUAUGUUGAAAUUUUAAGAUACAGGUUGCCAAGGAAAUGCCUACUGACCUUAUGGGUAUGAUGUCAUGAGUCCUAUAGAGAGAUGCACAACAUGACCUCACUGAGGUCAAAUCUCGCAUAAGUUUACUGUGGGAAAACGGCUGUGCAUACCCUCUAUUGAACACGUUGGCUGCUAAAUUGUAAACAUUUAUUGUAAAUUUACUAGACACCAAUACAAGUUGUUGGUUAUCAGUUGGGAGAUUUGGGAUGCCAACUGCAGCAUGUUAGUUGCCAAAUUUCAACUCGCGUGGUUGCAAAUUUUACUUGUUAAAUCGUAACUUGGAUACUGUAAUAUCAUUGGUCGAGAAUGGCCACGUGUCCAGUCUGUAGAAAUGCAUAUACAUUGGUUAACCUCAUAUGCGUUGCGCGCGCGCGUGUAGAACCUGCACGUGCUCGCGACUGAGAGCUGCUAUCGCUCAGUCUCAUGCGUGCAUAUCCUGCAGGAAAGCAUGCAGCGAUUUAAUUUAUUUCUUGCAUAGUGAGCUACGACCAUUUAUCGUUUUGACUUUAGGCACGAUAUAACAAAUUCGCCUCAGGGGGGCUAUUAGCCCCCCUCGGGUGUUAAAAACAGCAUAUCCCACAUCACAGCAGUCAACCAUUGUUAAAGGAUGGAUUCCAAAAUCCACGUUGCAGAUUUCUUUUUUUGCUCAAUACAUGUACCUCUAGCCAACCUUCAAAUGCCUUUACAUCAGAAUUUUGCUUCAUAUCAUUUAGGCACGCUUUAGAGAUAAAAACGUUUAAAAAUCUGGAAGGAAUUUUACAAAAUGCUAUUUUUUAUUCAGUCAGUCAGUAAAUGUGUAUUGAUUAUAUGAAGCGGUUGUUUGCAAUUUUUCAUAAACGGAACUUUCUCCUGCUGCUUCUUUAAAACUGAGAAAAGCUGGAUUGUUGUUUAUCAUGUACGAAUCGAAGGAACUAUAUUUACAUUGUAAAAAGAAAGUAGUAGACAUGAAUUGCAAUGGAUGCAUUUCUCAUAAAGUACCAUUGAUUUUCGUGUGAAACUUGUAACAUAUUUCUCGUCUUUCUUUGGGCGUUUCAUAAUCAAUUGUAAGAUAAUUGUUCAGAGAAAAAAACAGUUCAGAGAUGUGAUUAUUUUUCCAUGGGUGGAGUCGAGUUUGGUCGACAGUCCUUGUUUUUUCUGAUCUUUACGUUGAGCUUUAACAAAAUGUGAUAAUUUUCUUUGUGAAAUAGAAAUCGCAACACAAUCGAGGAAUGUUUAUAAAAUGUGAAACAUUGUGAACUUGGUUUUCCCAGACAAUAUUGCCAUUUCGAAUUCCAUUUUUUUUUAAGUGCAAACAAAAUUGUGUAAUUUUGGGUCAUAAUGCAAAAAUGUAUUUUCAAGAUGGAAAAAGUGUAAGAUGUUAUUGUACAUGGUGCCACGCCCACACCUGCAACAUUGUAAUAAUCUUGAAACCACAGAGAAGGUUGGAAUACAUGGAUGUGUUUCUUGUGUUGUUUGGGGCAUAGCAAUAUUUGGACUGGUAGGUUGGAACCCAACAAGGAGAAGUUGCUUUUAAAAGUCAAAUCUCAGAUCGCAUGAUUGUUUUGAGCAGGGUUUGUUAUCUUGCUCCUACUCCUACACCAAGGGCGGAUCGGGGGGGGGGGGGCGGGGGCCAUGCCCCCCCCCCCCCCCCCCCAAAAAAAAUGCGUACACCACCAUCUCUUCCUCAAAAAGAAUUGGUUGUAGUGUUCAGAAAUUGCCUCAGAUCGCAUUACAGAGCAUCUAGAAUCAAAAAAAAAAUUCGGGGCCCCGAACCCCUCGCCGUAAUAUUUUGGACCCACUUUUUAGGGGACCAAAAUAUUUUGUUUGGCCCCCAAAAAAUUGUGUUCUGGAUCCGCCCUUGUCCUAAACAUACUGUAAGCCCCAGAGAGUUGCUUGGAUUAUGCUUUUGCGUUAAGCAUGUACCAACCAAGCAAGUUCUGAUUUCAUUUUAAUUUAAAAUUAACCCUUUUUUUUAAUGAAAAUGGUUAUCAUUUAUUACUAUUUACAAACUCCAAAUUGAACAUUAUGGAUUGAAGUUAAGUUAUUGGGUCACGUAUAGUUAUAGAGCCUUGAGUUUCUUCUCGAGUUCCAAGUUUGGAAUUUGUCAAGGGCGAAAACUUACUCUAAACUUUAAAAUGUACAAAAAAAGGAAAAAUGCAUUUUCGUGUUUGCCUGUACCAUAUUAGAUGACCCUUUCUUUAAAAAAAAAAUAAGUGCGUGAAAUCUUUUACAUUUCUCCUCGAGGAGUAUUGUAGACCUAAUACUUGUGGGGGGUUUCUUAGAAUAUAAGAAUUACCUAAAAUUAUGAAUGAAAUUUAACACAUUUAACACAGUAUAAAUAAAUGUAAAGUGGUUUCUUUUGGAACAAAAAAUA